Molecule: messenger RNA, 1326 nt
Organism: Micromonas commoda
Lineage: Eukaryota; Viridiplantae; Chlorophyta; Mamiellophyceae; Mamiellales; Mamiellaceae
Exons: 3
Coding region: 1-1326 (441 amino acids)
Biological process (GO): cytoplasmic translational termination
Cellular component (GO): translation release factor complex; cytosol
Molecular function (GO): sequence-specific mRNA binding; translation release factor activity, codon specific
Source: RefSeq, a predicted model, not a curated record
AUGGCUGACGAUGACAACGCCGAGGAGAUCGAGAUGUGGAAGGUCCGCAGGCUCGUCAAAGGUCUCCAGGAGGCUCGCGGGAACGGCACCUCCAUGAUUUCGCUCGUCAUCCCUCCCAAGGGCCAGAUCAACCUGACCGCUAAGAUGCUCGCCGACGAGCUCGGCACCGCGUCAAACAUCAAGUCGCGCGUCAACAGGCAGUCCGUGCUCGCCGCCAUCGGGAGCGCGCAGCAGCGCCUGAAGCUGUACAACCACGUCCCCCCUAACGGUCUCGUCAUCUACUGCGGGACCGUGCUGACGGACGAGGGCAAGGAGAAGAAGGUGAACAUGGACUUUGAGCCAUUCAAGCCCAUCAACACCUCGCUGUACAUGUGCGACAACAAGUUCCACGUCGAGGCGCUGUCCGACCUGUUGCAGUGCGACAGCAAGUACGGAUUCGUGGUGAUGGACGGUCACGGCACGUUGUUCGGGACCCUCGCGGGCAACCACAGGGAGGUGCUGCACAAGGUGAGCGUCGACCUUCCCAAGAAGCACGGCCGCGGCGGUCAAUCCGCGUUGCGUUUCGCGCGCCUCCGUCUCGAGAAGCGCCAGAACUACGUGAGGAAGAUCGCCGAGCUCACCACCCAGCUGUUCAUCACCGACGACCGCCCCAACGUCAACGGUAUCGUCAUGGCCGGUUCCGCGGAUUUCAAGAACCAGCUCUUGCAGUCCGACCUCUUCGACCAGCGCCUGCAGCCGCACAUCAUCAUGAUUGUCGACGUCUCCUACGGCGGCGAGAACGGUUUCAACCAGGCCAUCGAGCUCUCCGCCGAGGCGCUGGGCAAUAUCAAGUUCAUCAAGGAGAAGAAGCUCAUCGGCAAGUACUUCGACGAGAUCAGUCAGGACAGCGGCAAGUACUGCUUCGGGGUGAAGGAUACCCUGGCAUGUCUGGAGAUGGGGGCUAUCGAGACGCUCAUCGUGUGGGAGGAUCUAGCGGUUGAUAGGUGCAUCUUGCUCAACAGCCAGACGCAAGAGGAGACCAUCCACUUCUUCACCCCGGAGCAGCAGGCGAACAACGACAACAUGAAGGACCCUGAGACCGGCGUGGACCUGGAGCUGACGGAGAAGAUCCCCAUGAUGGAGUGGUUGGCGAACGAGUACAAGAACUUUGGCUGCACCCUUGAGUUCAUCACCGACCGCUCGGAGGAGGGCUCACAGUUUGUCCGGGGCUUCGGAGGCGUCGGCGGUAUCCUCCGCUAUCAGGUGAAUCUUGCGGACUUUGAGGUGGCUAGCGACCACGGCGACUCCUCCGAUGAGUACUCCUCCGACGAUGAGGGCUACAUCUAA